Molecule: messenger RNA, 861 nt
Organism: Meira miltonrushii
Lineage: Eukaryota; Fungi; Basidiomycota; Exobasidiomycetes; Exobasidiales; Brachybasidiaceae
Exons: 2
Coding region: 1-861 (286 amino acids)
Molecular function (GO): protein binding
Source: RefSeq, a predicted model, not a curated record
AUGUCAGCCACCAAAAAAAGAAAGGAGGCUUCAGAGAAAGAAGCUGAAGAAGUCGAAGAAGGAGAAGCGGAAAUCGUCUAUCUGAAUAAGCUAAGAGGCGCACACACCGACUUGAUCUUAUGCAGCUCAACGAUUGAUAAAGUAAAGAACGAGAAAAAGACAAUAAAGUUUCAAGUUGAGAAAGCAGUUUUAGCUUGUCACUCAUCCACUUUCCUUAAUAUGUUUACUGAUUGUUCUACACAAGAUAAGGAGAAUGUGGCUGAAAUUUCAAUUCCUGAGCCCGCAAAAGUCGUAUCAUCGUUCUUACACAUCAUUUAUGCAACCUUCCAGGAGCGAAAUGAGGCUGGCGAUGGAAAAGGAAGCUUUGAUCACUGGGUUGAUGUUAUUGAAAUGGGAGACAAGUACUUGGCAAAUGUUGUGGUCGAGAGGAGCAUCUUUAACCUUUGCAGCGCAUUUCGUUCACUGGCAGUCAAAGAAGCGAAUGUCGAGACAUUUUCGCAGACCAGAUACGGCAAAGCGGCAUUCUUGAAGCUGAUUGUUAUCUUCUCUCUGGUUGCAAACGGUCGGCUCGGUGCAUCGCAUUUGUCAGAGAACGAGCUCAUCUUUACCAUAAAGCAUCACUGGCGCGAUUUUUGCACCCAAUGUGGCAUCAACUUUGACAAGAGACCCUGCGGCUGCCAACAUAACUAUGCUAUAUGCUGUGGCAUCAAGCAAAGUCUUUGCUCACUCGAGACACUCCUACCUGAUGAAGCCGCUGGCUACUUUGACGUUCGCGAUAUCGUAGCAUUUCAAAAAGUCAUUGAGGAUAUUCCGCACAAGUAUGACAUUAUCGAAGUUGUGGAACGCCACUUUCUCAAAUAG